This is a messenger RNA of Triplophysa rosa, 2456 nucleotides long. RefSeq names its product sideroflexin 5a (gene sfxn5a). The record is from RefSeq and is a predicted model, not a curated record. NCBI's taxonomy places the organism in Eukaryota, Metazoa, Chordata, Actinopteri, Cypriniformes, Nemacheilidae. Gene Ontology annotation, cellular component: mitochondrial inner membrane. The coding region runs from base 72 to 1049 and encodes 325 amino acids. Gene Ontology annotation, molecular function: citrate transmembrane transporter activity; monoatomic ion transmembrane transporter activity. Gene Ontology annotation, biological process: monoatomic ion transport; mitochondrial transmembrane transport; citrate transport. The transcript is spliced from 14 exons.
UCAAGCCCUCUAGGAAACAAGAUCCCUUUCAGAGCUCUGAUAAACAACCUUAUUGAAUAGCACUACCUGCCAUGACUGAACCGGUCGAGUACCCUCCGUUUAGACUCGGCGAGUCUCGGUUUGAUCAGGGUAUGUUUUAUGGGAGAUUAAGACACUUCUUGGAUGUUAUUGACCCUCGUACGCUCUUUGUGUCAGAGAGUCGUUUACGUGAUUGUAUAAAACUCUUGGAUCAGUUCAGAAAUGGAACUUUGCCUCCAGGUGUGACAAAUGCGCAGCUUUGGGAUGCUCAGAAGGUUAAACAGGCUAUCAUCCAUCCAGACACAGGAGAGAAGAUCCCCAUGCCCUUUCGCAUGUCAGGUUUUGUGCCCUUUGGGACACCCGUGGUAGUAGGCCUCCUUUUACCCAAUCAGACUUUGGCUUCCACCAUCUUCUGGCAGUGGCUGAAUCAGAGUCACAACGCCUGUGUCAACUACUGCAAUCGCAAUGCAACUAGGCCUGCACCAAUGUCCAAGUUUUUCCAGGGAUACCUGGGUGCAGUCAGCAGUGCAGUUACUAUUGCAGUGGGGCUAAAUAUUCUUAUUAAGAGAGCCGAGCAUUUCAGUCCAACCACGAGACUCCUGGUCCAGAGGUUCAUCCCCUUCCCUGCUGUCGCAAGUGCCAACGUAUGUAAUGUUCUGCUGAUGCGGCACACUGAGCUGUCAGAGGGCAUCAGUGUCCUCGACGACAAAGGCAAUGUGGUGGGCACAUCAAAACUGGCUGCCAGGCAUGCUUUGAUGGAGACGGCCCUGACACGUGUUGUGCUGCCCAUGCCUAUCCUCCUGCUGCCGCCUAUUGUAAUGGCCAUACUGGAGAGGCUCCCCCUGCUUCAGAAGCACCCUCGUCUCGUGCUGCCCGUUCACAGCAUGGUGUGUCUUUCCGCGUUCGGCGCGGCACUGCCCGUUGCCAUAAGUUUGUUCCCUCAAAAUAGUCAGAUUCAUGUGUCUGAACUAGAGCCAGAGAUCUCUGCUACAACGGAGUGCAAGAUCCUCACCUACAACAAGGGGCUUUAACCAAUCCAAAUUACCAACUUGACACCUGGCAACUAAUGCCUUAACCCCUCACGGCCAAACUCAAAUGAAAACGGAAAGAAAAAAACUUUGUUGUUGCAACAUUUGAUGCACAGUAAUUCCAGUGUUUGUAGAAUUAAUGUUUGGAUUAUUACAUGCCACUAGAUCCCAGGGGAUUGCACACAGUCAGAAACAAAUGUAUAAUACAGUGCAAUGUAAGUCACUUUGGAUAAAAGCGUCUGCAAAUGCAUAAAUGUAAACGUAGAUUGUUCAUGCUGCAUGUGAAUGUGAAUCUCUCUCAGCCACACACAGAGACAGACUCACACUAGUGCUAGUCAUUCUCUUUUCCUGCACUUGAACAUGGAAGUGGUAAAUUACACUGUUGGAUUUCAGGAUAUUUAUAGCAAUGAACAAUCUGAUUAUUUUUAAUAUGACUGUGAUGUACUGAAUAAGUAACCCCAUUUGCCUCCUACAAAGCCACAAUUAUUAGCCUUAAACUGAAACGGUGCUUUGAUAGAAUUUUUCCACUACAUUACUUGAAAUUACAUUACACUAAAAUAGUCUGCUUUUCCAUGUCUGGUCUCAGACUCAGUUGCAAGAUAUUAAACCAUUUUAACAAGAAACUAAUUAAAAUUUUUAAAAAGUAUUAUCAAUAGAGUUAGCAUUUAAAGAUUUUAUUUAGAAAAGAAGUUGAAAUUUAAGACAUUUUUAUCAGAAGUGCAAGUGUACUGUUGCAAAGUAUUUGGACACUUAAAUUUGUAUAUAAUUGCUUCUCAGUUUAAUUUAAUUGCAUUUCCUUUUCCCAUAACAAAACAUCACAUUAAAUGGUAUUAUUUUUCAACUACAGUAUAUAAUAUUAAACCAAACUGUUUAUUUCAAAGAAAUACACCACAAGCUAUAAAACAAAUAAAUAUACUGGUGCUUUUUUCUUUGUUGAAGAAUACAAAUCCACAGUUAAAGUUAAUGUUAUAGUUAAUGACACAUUUAUAGUUAAUGAAUAGAAACGCAUUGUACACAAGACUUCAAUCCCCGGUUUACUUUCAUCUUUUACCAUCCGUUUGUUUUUUUAUCAUUAAAUGAUUCAAUCUCUGCUUACAUUUUGUUAUGUUUGAGUUCCUUUGGCGAGGCUAACAAAAGAUUCCUGUAAACUUUUAUUUUAUCAUUAGAUCCAUCACUAGAAUAGACCUGUGUGUUUUUCUACCUGGUUGUCACGGGAACAGAUCACAGUUGGCAGUGAGGAGAGACAUGACAUGAAGCCGCAUGUCGAAUCAUUAACCAUAGGACCGCCUUACAAAUGCUCUCAUUUACACAGUUGCACAACGCACAUGUUAGGUUAAGGAUGAUAGCUUUAGUGCUGAUUGUUUGCUUUCGGUUUUGCCUUCAUUUUGAAAUAAAGAUCAAUUGUUUUUA